Molecule: messenger RNA, 4089 nt
Organism: Pseudozyma flocculosa PF-1
Lineage: Eukaryota; Fungi; Basidiomycota; Ustilaginomycetes; Ustilaginales; Ustilaginaceae
Exons: 4
Coding region: 1-4089 (1362 amino acids)
Biological process (GO): intracellular distribution of mitochondria
Cellular component (GO): cytoplasm
Molecular function (GO): protein binding; mRNA binding
Source: RefSeq, a predicted model, not a curated record
AUGGCUUCCGAGGAGCCCACCGUACAGAACGGCGCCCAGCCCGUCGACGACGUCGUAGAGGCCGCCGACAUCGACGAGUCGCUGCAGCCGUUCGAGAUCUCGCUCCACCUUCCCCGCCGGCCGCUGCUUCCUAGCAAGGGUCUCGCGGGCCUGCCCGAGACCCCGUCGCCGCUUACCGUGGCCGUCACUCCGCAAGAGACCCUCAACGACCUCCGCGUCACCAUCACGGAUAGCCCCGAGGGCUACUGGCUCGGCGCCUUCUGCUUCCGCCGCCCUGCGCCCGGACAGGCGGGCAAGAAGGCCGGAUCCAAGGCGACGCUCGGCGAGAGGGUAGGCGAGUGGAUCGAGCUGCGCGAAGUCUUCAAGGAUGUGCCCAAGGGCCAGCGCGAGCUCCACGUCACUCACGUCCCCUUCAACGAGGCCGACGCUCGCGCCCACGUCCAGCGCCUCCGCGACCUCCUGACCGGUGGCCAGGCCGACCCCACCGCCAUCGGCAUCGACGCCGGCAUCAGCGUCCAGGACGCCGUCAAGAACCCCGAGGCCUGGACCGCCGCCACCACCACCAACAGCAGCAGCAACCAGCAGUCCGGCUCCAAGAAGGGAGGCAAGGGCAAGAAUGCGUCGUCGUCGGCGGCUACGGCAGGCGGAGCGGAGAGCCAGACGGACGCGGCGGCAGAACAGGGCGCCAAGCUGCCUUUUGCCGACUGGGAAGACUGCCCACCUGUCACCGCCUCGACCCACGGCUUCUACAUCAGCCGCACCACCGGGUCCAAGUUUGACCCGUCGCCGAGGCCCGCCGGCCAGGACUUUGCGUCGUGCUCGCUCUUUGACCUCCUCUGCGGCUUCUCGCCCCUCUUCCUCACCAACUUUGCCAAGCUGUUUAACGACCCGGUCUCGUCGCGCGACUACUUCUCCGCCGUGCCGGUGACCAACGCCAUGCCCGCCCACCCCUGGCUGGCCCGCCAGCACAACCACCACGUCGACCCGCUCCGCUCCCAGACCGCCUACCUCUUGACCGGCGCCACGUCGGCCGACACCCUCGAGGGCACGCGCGACUGGAACGACGAGCUCCAGUCGACCCGCGAGCUGCCCCGCACCAACCUGCCGGAGCGCCUGAUGCGCGACCGCGUCCUCAACCGCGUCUUUGCCGAAUUCACCCAGGCCGCCGCCCGCGCCGUCCCCCGCGUCGCCGCCGGCGAGGUCCAGGCCAUGAACCCCAUGGACCGCCGCGACGCCCAGAUGUUUAUCGUCAACAACCUCUUCAUCUCCAAGGGCGCCGACGGCGUCGACAUCUACCCGCACAUGGGGGGCGACGAGGCCGCCCACGUGGCCGUCGGCAAGGACGUCCAGGGCAUCAAGACGCUCAACAGCCUCGACGUCGACGGCCUCUGCCUCCUCGGCACCGUCGUCGUCGACUGGAAGGGAGAGCGCUGGGUGGCCCAGAGCAUCGUCCCCGGCCUGUUCCGCCGCCGCGACGACGACGCCGUCGCCGAGGCCGAGGUCGGCGAGGGAGAGGUUAAGGCGGACGCCGCCGCCGACGCCGCCAAGGACGAGGCCGGCAGCAAGGACGACGCCAAGGUCGAGGACAAGAAGCAGCAGGAGCGCAAGCCCAACGGCGAGCCGGCCAGGCAGGACCCCAACGACGACACCCAGGUCGUCUACGGCGGCGUCGAGGGACCCGAGGUGAUCCGCAAGGAUGCCGCGUUCCACCGCCUGUUUGGCCAGGUGGCCCACACGCUCCACCUCAGCGAGCACGAGGUCGAGGACGCCAAGCACAAGAAGCACUCGCUCUGGCUCAGCGUCGACUCCAAGGGCCUCCGCGGCGCCGACGGCCGCAAGUACGUCCUCGACCUGGCCCGCCUCAACCCGGUCGACGUCAACUGGCUCGAAAGGGACAUGGACGGCGAGGUGCUGCUGGCGGGCGAGGCCGACCCCAAGGCGGCCGCCUACCCGCACCGGAUGGCCCUCCUCCGCCCGGAGCUGCUCGAGAUCUUCUGGGACAGCGAGUUCCGCAAGUGGGCGCGCGAGAAGCUGGCGGCCCGGCAGGAGGCCAAGAAGGCCAUCGCCGACAAGGAAAAGGCCGAGGGCGAGUCCGGAGACGCCACGGGCGAGGACAAGGACAAGGACAAGGACAAGGAGCCGGAGCCGGAGCGCAUCGACUCGUCCGACUUUAAGCUGAGCUUCAACCCGGACGCCUUUGCCGAGUUCAAGGUGCCCGACGAGUCGGCCGAGGGCGAGUCCAAGGUCAUCACGCCCGUCUCGGACGAGUCGGACGCCUCGGUGGCGGCGGUGCGGGCGGCCGGCACCUUCCUGCGCGAGGUGGCGGUGCCGCGCUUUGUCACCGACGUCGCUGCCGGCCUCUUUUCGGCCCCGGACGGUGCCGCGCUGUCGAGGCAGAUGCACGCGCGCGGCAUCAACGUCCGCUACCUCGGAUACGUCGCCCGCCUGUGCGAGGCCGACCAGAAGGACAAGCUGGACGAGGAGCUCAUCAAGAAGGCCGGUCCGGGCCACGAGGGCUUCCUCCGCACCUUCCGCAGCGUCGUGCUGCAGGAGAUGGUGCUGCGCGCUGCCAAGCGCAUCCUCCGCACGCUGCUGCGCGACAUCGAGCAGGUCGAGACGUCGGCCUGCGUGUCGCACUUCCUCAACUGCCUCGUCGGCGCAGCCCGGGAGCCCAGCCCCAAGCCCGACUACCGCCGCUCGCCAUUCGCCGACGCCGAGGACCCGGCGUGGACCGAGCUGACGCCCGAGUCGCUCGCGUCGCAGAUCCGGGCCCAGGUGCGCCAGCGCUUCCGCUACGAGCUGCCCCAGUCAUUCCUCGCGACCGAGCUGCGCAAGAAGCAGCUGCUGCGCGAGGUCGCCCUGCGAUGCGGCAUCCAGCUCAAGCUGCAGGACUACGACCUCGACGGCCCGGCGCCCUCGUCGCACGCCGCCAACGGCGCCGCCUCGGACGAGUCGGCGGCCGAGGUCGCCCAGGUCCAGCAGCCAAACGGCACCGACGGCAGCAAGAAGAAGAAGAAGAAGGGAGGCAACGGCGGCGCCGCGGUUGCCGCCGCCAACGGCACCAAGUCCAGGUCGGCCGCCGAUGCCGCCGACCCCAAGAAGGCCGCGCGCACCACGGCGUUUGAGCCGUCGGACGUGCUCAACCUGCUGCCGGUCGUCAAGGACUCGACGCCCAAGAGCACGCUGGCCGAGGAGGCGUUCGAGGCGGGCCGCAUCUCGAUCAGCCGGGGCGACCGCGAGCUGGGCAUCGAGCUGCUGCUCGAGGGCGUCAGCUUCCACGAGCAGAUCUACGGCCUCGUCCACCCCGAAGUGGCGCGGUGCUAUGCGCUUUUCGCCACCAUCAUCCACCACUUCGCCGGCGUCGUGGCCAUGGAGACGGCGGAGCGCAUGCGCCAGGCGCAGGCCGAGGGGCAGGAGAACCCGCAGAUCGAGGUGCCGCCCAUCAACGAGCAGCUGACCAUGGCCAACGCGGUGCGCUACCAGCGGCAGGCCGUCACCGUGUCGGAGCGCACGCUGGGCCUCGACCACCCGGAGACGCUCAACCAGUACAUGAACCUGGCCGUGCUGGAGCGUUCCGAGGGCAACACCGAGGCGUCGCUGCUGUGCCAGCAGCGGGUGCUCGACCUGUGGGAGACCAUCUACGGCCGCGACCACCCGGACUGCGUCAACGCGCUGUCCAACAUUGCGCUUACGCUGCAGAAUGCGCGUCUGUUUGAGUCGAGCCUGAAGCUGUACCAGUCGGCGCACGAGCUGGCGCUGCGCAUCUUUGGGCCGGACAGCAUCCACACGGCCAACCUGGCGCACGAGCUGAGCCAGGCGCUCACCCUCACCGGCGACCUCAAGACGGCGCUGACGGUCGAGAAGGAGGCAUGGCGCGUAUUCGAGGAGCGCCUGGGCAAGGAGGACGCCCAGACAAAGGAGAGCGAGGCCUUUUGCCUCAGCCUGGCCGCCUCGGCGGUGGCCGAGGGCGCGUCGUCGAACCGCUCCCUCGACGACAUCGUGCGCUACAUCCAGGGUGGCGCCACCGGCGCGCCCUCGCCGUCGAGGGGCAAGGGCAAGGCCAAGGCGGGCCUCAAGACGCGCAAGUGA